Molecule: messenger RNA, 1230 nt
Organism: Neltuma alba
Lineage: Eukaryota; Viridiplantae; Streptophyta; Magnoliopsida; Fabales; Fabaceae
Product: heavy metal-associated isoprenylated plant protein 41-like
Exons: 3
Biological process (GO): rRNA base methylation
Cellular component (GO): cytoplasm
Molecular function (GO): rRNA (uridine-N3-)-methyltransferase activity
Source: RefSeq, a predicted model, not a curated record
CCAUAUAGGAAGCUUGAAACCUCGUAGUUUGUAGGCACAGGGGCAGGGGAAGCAAUGGCUUUACAAAUGAGCUGUCAGAACAACAGGCAGAAGCAUGUCGAUUUGAGUGAUGGUGGAGGAGAAAAAUGGGUCAAAUAUUAUUCUUCACAUCAUCAAAUACUGUUGGUGGGUGAGGGUGAUUUCUCCUUCUCCCUUUGCUUGGCUCAAUCCUUUGGUUCAGCUUUCAACAUCGUUGCUUCUUCCCUUGACACCUAUGAUCAAGUUGUGAGGAAGUACAAGAAGGCGAUGUCAAAUUUGAUUGCCUUAACAAAAAUGGGAGCAUGUGUGUUGCAUGGAGUUGAUGCAACCCAAAUGAAAUUUCAUCCAUACUUGGAAAUGAGGAGAUUUGAUAGAAUUAUAUUCAACUUCCCUCAUGCAGGCUUUCAUGGCAAAGAAGACAACUUCUCCAUGAUUCAGAAACACAAGGACCUUGUACGUGGGUUCUUUAUGAAUGCAAGUAGCAUGCUGAGGUCCAAUGGUGAAAUUCAUGUUAAUCACAAGACCAACCCGCCAUUUGAUGCCUGGUGCAUACCGGAACUUGGGAUUCGAAGCUUUCUAUGGCCAAUUGGGUGUAUGGAAUUCAGGAAAGAAGAUUACCCGGGUUAUAAUAACAAGCGAGGUGACGGGACCAGGUGUGAUGAGCCUUUCCCCCUCGGUAAGUGCAGCACGUUCAAGUUUGCCUUGUUAACAAAGAAUGACUUCUACCCCACAAGCCAAACAAUUCUGAGUAAUCAUCACUACCCUCUGAUAAGCCUCAAUCCUCACUCACCACCGUCAGCAAUUAGUUGCAGAAAUGGACACCUUCCAAUGUUAGAAGGAGGAGGAGGCUACUUAAACGGUGGAAUAGAUUUUCUGGGAAGAGCUGGUGAUGUUGGUGGAACCAGUUGUGAUUUGCAGAGAUCAUUGCGGUCUGAAUCAACUGUGUUUGGGCAUCCACAAACAGAUUAUGUUAUGAAUAUGGAUAUGAUUCUGGGGAAACAAGUUUCUGGUUAUGUUCAUGGAAUCAGUUCUGACUUACACAGAUCAUCACGACCUAAAUCAACUGAGUUUAGUUAUCCACCAACAGGACAUGUUAGAAAUAUGGAUACGAUAGGGGGAAGACACCUUCCAAUGUUAGAAGGAAGAGGAGGCUACUUAAACGGUGGAAUAGAUUUUCUGGGAAGAGCUGGUGGUGUUGGUGGAACAGUUGUG